This is a messenger RNA of Auxenochlorella protothecoides, 903 nucleotides long. RefSeq names its product Putative ankyrin repeat protein. The record is from RefSeq and is a predicted model, not a curated record. Gene Ontology annotation, cellular component: nucleus; cytoplasm. Lineage: Eukaryota; Viridiplantae; Chlorophyta; Trebouxiophyceae; Chlorellales; Chlorellaceae. Bases 1 to 903 code for a protein of 300 amino acids. Gene Ontology annotation, molecular function: protein binding. The transcript is spliced from 4 exons.
AUGCGCACCUUCGCCCUCCUGCUGGUCCUCAGCCUCGCACUGGGGAGCUCUCCUGCCGUCCACGCCGCCCGCCCCAAGUUCCUGCAGCCCGAGUUCUAUGGGUCUAUUGCUCGCCAGCUCAUUACGCAGCUGGAGGUCGACUACGGCCUGACCCCGGAGCAGGCGGAGGUCGUGCAGGCCCUGUACGGCGAUGUCACCGCCCCUGAGGCCGAGGAAGCCAUUCAGGGCGACUUCGCCUCCGGUGCCCUGGAUCUGACCAAGAGCGAAGCUACCGAGGCCGCGCCCGCCCAGGAGUCGCUCAACGUCCUCAACUCCCUCCUCUUCGCCAAGGCUGGUGAUGGCGACGUGCCAGCCGUGGAGGACCUCCUGGAUGUCCAGGCCGACCCCAACGCGGCGGCCGACGGCCAGACCCCGCUCCUCGCCGCCCUCGUCCUGGGCAACACCGGGCUGGCCGGGGUGCUCAUCUCCCGCGGCGCCGACACCAACCGCCCCGGCCCCGACGGCAAGACCCCCCUCCUGGUCGCCAUCGCCAACUCCUCGGUCGCCUCGGCCGAGGAGCUCCUGGACAACGGCGCGGACGCCAACCUGGCCGACAGCGAGGGCGUGACCCCGCUCCUGGCGGCGCUGGAGGGCGGCGAAGCCGACAUCGUGCGCUCCCUGAUCGACCACGGCGCGGACGUGAACCUGGCGGGCCCCGAGGGCGUGUCCCCCUUCCAGUGGGUCCUGUCCCAGGACCCCAUCGACGCCGCCUGGGUGUCGGAGUUCAUCAGCGCCGGGGCUGACGUCAAUGCCCCCACCGCCGAGGGCGCCCACCCCCUGGACCUGGCAGGUGACAACGCCGACGUGACCGCGACCCUCAUCUUCGCCGGCGCCAUCCCGCCCCCGGAGGUCGAGGCGCGCUAG